AUGGAGUCACCAUCUCAACCCCCGCCGUCAUCCAAUGCUGACACUGCUCCCUCUUCUGCGCCCUCAUCAGCCGAAGCAUCUCCCUCGAACGCUCCUACCUCGGCGCCCCAGCCUACCACUGACCCCGCGCCUCCCUCUCCCUCUUCCUCCACUCCCGCCCCGACCUCGUCUGCUCAGCCGACAUCCUCUGAGGCGCCCCCGCCCACUUCGUCCGAGAACCCGCCGACCUCUUCUGCAGGAGGUGACGGUGGCUCAACCACGAACCCCGGCAACGGUGGCGGCAAUAAUGGUGGUGGUGAACAGUCGUCCGCCAACCCAGGAGGUGGCGGCAACAACCCUUCGCCUACGUCCUCUGCCGGUGGUGGCGACAACAACAAUGGCGGAAACACCGGUGGCCAGCCCUCGCAGGGUGGCCAGCAGCCUGGCUCCAGCGAUGGAGGUGCCCAGCCCUCCAACCCCGCCGGCAAUGGAGGCGGCGCCGCUGGCAGCAGCGACAAUGCUGGCAACAGUGCUACGCCGACGGGUGGCAGCCAGUCUGGCUACACGUCCCUCAAGUAUGAGACGAGCACGAACGACCAGGGUUCCGUGGUCGUCGUCACCCAAACCGUCAUUCAGUCCGGCAGCCCGGGUAACUCCACUGUUGGCGGCGGCAAGGACAGCGGUGGCGGCACAAACGUCGGCGCCAUUGUUGGUGGUGUUGUCGGCGGUGUCUGCGGUCUCGCUCUGAUUCUCGGUCUCAUCUUCUUCAUCAUGCGCAAGCGCAAGCGCUCGUACCGUGAUGACUUUGACGACAUGAUGGGUGCUGCUUUGCCUCCUUCCCCGCAGCCACGGUUGCUAACUACGCAGUUCGACCCUGCCCGUGCCCAGAACCAUGCUCCCAUCGACCUCAGCGACACUGCGGCCCCUCACGCCAUUGACCCUUACGAGUACCAGCCCGUGCAGGGAGUUGCUGCGACUUCGACCGGUUCCCCGGAGAUGUCGCAGUACUACCAUGGCGGUUCGUCGGAGGGCUACAACCCUGCCGCGCCGUCGACGCACGCAACGAGCUCCACCGGCGGCUAUGCUGGCCUCGGCGCCGGCGCCGCUGGUCUCGGUGCUGGUGCUGCUUUCGCGGGUGCAGGCGCGGGACAUAGCGCGUUCCCGUCUGCCGCCCCGACUGGCAUGACCGCGAAGCAGCAGGAGGCGUGGCGCGAGCAGCAGCAGUUCCACGUCCAGAACCCGGGAGAGGCCUCUAGCAGCGGACCUGUCACGGUGCACACUGACGGCGGCGCGUACAACGAGGUGCAGGCGAGUGGAAACGAGAUCCCUCCUACCGACUACGACACCAUGUCGCUCGAGGUCGUAAACGACAGCAUCCUGAACUCUCCCGAGGGAGAGGAGUACGCGGGACCGGACAUGACCGCCGAGGCGGGCAACGUGCCGCGGGACAGCGGCAUUGGACCCCUUCCCCCCUCCGCCAGCACCUCCGGGGGCGAGUACCGCCUUCCUUCCGACCUCCUCAAGCCCCCAUCCUCGCGCGAAGCCGAUGAGGACGAAGAGGAUGACGAGAUUGUGGCCACGCUUCCGAUCUACCUGCACCACUCGCUCGCGCCGUCCCUGACGCAGUUCCAGUACCCCUUGCAACACCGUAAUCUCCGCGUGCCGACUUGGGCCGAGGAGCGAGGGAAGAAGAUCACGGCGAGGGUCAAGGAGCAGAGUGGAAGGGUUGAUGUCGAGGUGCCCAUUGAUGCUGAUCCAAAGGUGUGGCGCGAUGAGCGUGCCAAGGAACUCACCUUCGUCCCCGCCCCGGCCGGGAGCGCGAGCGCUAGUGCCGCUUCGACUCCUGCGCCGACGACUUCUCGAUCGAAGAAGCCCACCGCCGCCUCUGUGGCCAAGACGCCCAAGGCGCCAGCAGUGUGGGGCGACAAGAUGCGCCUCCGCUCCGAGCCCGUGCCCAUCAGCUCGGCCACGUCCUACUUCUCGGGCAUUGUGCACGACGGCGCCCUCCACCUGCACCCGAUCUCGAAGGUCAUGCAGUUCCGCACCGAGCUCGGAUACCUCGACCCGCCCGAGGCGCCGGCGCCCAAGGCGCUCGACGACCCGAGGAGCGAUGGCAGUGGAAGUCUGAAGGACUUCAGGAAUCGCAUGUGGGCCAUGGCUGGGCGAGAGCAGGGGGAGGACUGGGUGCCGUACGAGUGGGUCGAGGGCGGGGGGGAGACGGCCGAGAAGCUCCUCAUUGACGAGGAGGGCAAGGUCGACCUCGAGGUCAUGACGAGGGGCCUCGACUACCUCGACCGCGCGUAA
Trichosporon asahii var. asahii CBS 2479 is the source of this 2283-nucleotide messenger RNA. RefSeq lists its product as uncharacterized. Gene Ontology annotation, cellular component: nucleus; RNA polymerase III complex. NCBI's taxonomy places the organism in Eukaryota, Fungi, Basidiomycota, Tremellomycetes, Trichosporonales, Trichosporonaceae. Gene Ontology annotation, biological process: DNA-templated transcription. Bases 1 to 2283 code for a protein of 760 amino acids. The transcript is spliced from 5 exons. The record is from RefSeq and is a predicted model, not a curated record.